UAUUCCUGUAUUCUCAGAUUAGGCUAAUUUGGAAGCUUUUUUGAAGCUAAUAUAAAAUUCAGUCUUAAAACUUGCUAAAUAGCAAGUUCUGAAGUUUAGUGAACCUGCAUCGUCAUCAUGGAUAUUUAUAUGGAUCCCAGUCUUUCGACUGUUAAUAAAAUGCAACGUGAAUACUGGACUGCGAAACAGGUUUUGAAGAAGAAACUUGGUAAAGUAGAAGAUAGACAUGUAGUUGCUGGUGAUAACGAUAUAGACGCAAAACUUUCUCUUUAUGGUUCAAUUGUUGGAACAUGUGACAAGUUGUUAAAAGAGUUAGAAACUUAUCAUGCGUGCAUUUGUGCUCUGGCAAGAGAUGAAAAUCAACUAGGAAGAUUUCUGAAGGAUCAGGGAUCACAGGAUAAAACUCAAGCUGGAAAAAUGAUGUCAGCAGUUGGAAAAGCACUUUGCUUUUCUGCGCAACAAAGAUUGCUUUUACGCCAUCCAUUGGGCAGACUUCGCGAAGAUGUGGAGACAUUUCGUCAAAGAGCUAUCACUGAUACUGAUAUGUCUGUAAAGAAAAUGGAAGAGGAAAGAACACAUUACAGAGCAUCAUUAAUGUGGAUGCAAGACAUAUCUGGAAAACUUGAUCCGGAACAGUACAAGAAAUUAGAAAAAUUUCGAAAAGUACAAAACGAAGUGAGAAUAAAUAAAGAAAAAUUUGACCGAUUAAAAUGGGGUGUUUGCCAAAAAAUUGAUUUACUUUGUGCGUCGAGGAGCAAUUUGUUCUCGAACACAUUAGUACCAUACCAAGAUGAGAUGAUCAGUUUCUGGGAUAAGACUGCAAAAAACAUGAGCAGUGUUCUGGAGAGUUUUGAUGGCUAUCAACAUUAUGAAUUCAAACUGUUGAAAGAUUUAAAUCCUAUUCAGAUUCCGGAUUCAUCUGGCGAUGAAACAAAAUUAUCGAAAUCUGGCGAGAAUGAAGAGAAAGCUGACGAAAAAGGAGCUGAUUUGUUGAUUAACUUGAAUGCUCAAGAUACAGGAGGAAAUGGAGUGGAUGAUGACCUUUUGAACCCUUUUGAAGAUGCUUUAGAAGCACUUGAUCUUGGAGGUGCCGAAUCUUCUAAAAAAGCUGAUGAUGGAUCAAGCAUUUCUGAACUGCUUGGUGAUUUCAAUGAGACCGGAAAAGAGUCCAAAGAAGAAAUGGACCUGUGGAAUGAUUUAAUCGGUGGAGGAGAUCAAGACCAGAAAGGUGAAUUCGAAAAGCAAUGGCAAUCUGCUUUCGGUGAUUUUGAAUCAGCUUCUGCACCACCAAAUGAACCCACUUUAGAGCAACUUGAAAAAGAUAUGCUUGAUCUUAUAAAACCAGGAGAAAAACCACAGCAACCUAAUCAAAAUGAAACUGCAAAAGGGUUCCUGCCAUCCCAGCUCAUGGAUAUGGGAUUUGGUCAGUAUACAGGACUGCCAAGUGGAUUACCUCAUGGCAUGAUGUUUCCAGGUGGAAUACCACCUGGUCCGGGAGCAGUUUCAGCAAAUCAACAACAACUGUAUUUUCAGCAACAGCCACAACCACAAAUGCAGAUGAUACAUGGUAUGCCAAAUACUGGUAAUUUCAUGUCGAAUCAGCCAGCGCAUUAUACAGGUUCUAUGUUCAAUUCUGGCCAAAUGAAUCAAGGAGCAACAUCUAAUAUGUCCACAGCACCCGCUUCCAGAAUGCCGGAAAAAAAUAUGAAAGGAGACCCAAGUAAAGGUAAUAAGACUGCAUGGUACAAUUUAUUUUCAGAGCUGGAUCCACUACAGAAUCCAGAUUCUCUUGGUAGAAAAGAGGAAGAGAAAGCAAAUGACGAUGGUCGUGCUUGUUAAUGUUCAUAAAUGUUAUUAAUAUAUUUAAUAUUUUUUCAGUUAUAAAUUUUGUGUCUGAAAAAUUGGAAAGCACAUUGUUAUUUACAACAAUAUUUUCUUUUGAAUGCAUGUUAUUAUUUGACCAUUUGCACACCUCGAUGAGAUUAAAAAUUAAAACAUACAAAAAUUGAUACAAUAAUUUUUUUGCGGUAAGCACAGUACUGAGUUUUUUACUUCUUUGUUGAGGGUAUUGGUAUGUUAUAAAAUCAAAUCAGAUGAAUAUAAUGACUGAUUUUCGGUCAUUAUCAUAAUUUUUGCUUUUUCAACUCUAUUCUGUUGAUUGAAUAUUAUAUUCAUAUGAAUUAGGUUAACAAUGUCACUCGGCUUCCUGUGUGACUUCAACUAAUUAAUUAUACAUAUAUCAUCCAUAUGCCACAUUCUAUACUUUACUCCUGUCUCAUUUAUUCCAUUCAUCUGUUUGGAAUGAGUUUGCUAAUUUUUGUCUUCUUCUAAUGAAUAGAUUGUGUCAUAUUAAAACCAUCUCGCUUCUCACAUUCAACCAAGACUACUUUUUUGUUAAGUUUUGUUCUUUUUGAUUAUAUACAAAAUGUAGCACAUUCUUCUUCAAAUAAAAUAGAUUUAAAUACCAAAUUCAUUUAUAGCAGACAAGUCUAAAGAUUCCCUUUUUGCAUUCGAAUAUAUUUCUUUGUUUCUCGAGAGACGUUGAAAUCUCUGUGAUAUUAUCAUUGGUUUAGUACAUACUGCCAUGUGCAAUUUUUCCGUUUGAGGGCUAGUCCAAUUAACUUAUAUGCAGUAACAUUGGGCCAAGCAAUUUUUUAAUAUAUCUCUUUUUUCACUUCUAUCAUCUUUAAAACAAUGUACGGUAGUCUUUAUCGUCUUUGUCAGCUCUUUGUACCUAUGUCUUCAUUGAAAAAAUGGUUAAAUUGAUGUCAUAAUUAUCUUGAAAGCGAUGAGUUUGUUACAUAAGGUAAAUUUUGAUUAUUUAGGCAGAGAAAUAAUAAUGGUUUCAUACUAUUGUGGUUUUUUAACAUUUUCACAGCUGUAAAAUUGAUUGACAAUCGCUUUCAAAUAUUUUAUUUUAAAUUAUGUCAUUGUUUGUUUUACAUUCGAAAGAGCAUUUGUCAUUCUUUAAUUUGGUGAAAUACAACUCUAAUAUGACUGAUCCUAUACUAGUAGGCUAAUCUAGGCUUAUAGCAAUAUUAUUUUAGAGAUUGAAGUACCAGAUGUUUUGAGUUGCUUAUGUACUCUCAGGCCAGUAGUGCUACUCUUUUUGCUUCAUCUGUUUUGCAUCCAAUACGCGUUUAAAUCUUAAUUGUAGCGAUAUCAGUUUAGGGACGAUAGUGACGUCCAUGACUAUUGUAAAUUUAUUUAAUCAAUAUAUCAAUUGAUCGCUAUCAUGACUGAAUAAUUCUAUUUUAUCAUUUUUCUUAUAUUUAGAAUCAGUGAUAUUUAUACAAUAUCAUCUAGUCGUGUUAUUAUUGAUACUUUGUAUAAAUUAGUCCAUUUGCAUCUCGUCAACUAAAAUUGUGAUAUCAUUUUUCUUUGUGAUGUUCAUUUGUUUUAAUCUACUGUUGUGUAUUUUUUUGCUUUGUGUUCUGUUUAUAUGGUGCUAACGGUACUAAUAAAUAAUUUGAUUCUUGUAAAUAAAAUUGUUAAAUAUUGAAAGAUGUUGUAAGCAUAUCACCACAAGAAUGUCCGUUGAUUCUAUUGUAAUACCACCAUCAAAGAUUCAUCCUUUAAUUCCAGAAUAUAACUCCAUAUUAUGAUUACGGUAUUUCCAAUGUUUUUUGUUCGAAGCCUUUUUACUACAUGUUGCAUUUUGUUGUGCAAUUGCGUGGCAUUUUAUUAUUAGACACCUCUGAUCGUUUGUAGAAUCAUGUUGGAUGUGUUUGAUAAAUAACGGGCACACCGGUUAUUUUCGUUUGUUUGAAGCAAUUCUUAUUUUACAAUUGCAGUAGAGUUUUAAAUAUCUCGUUUUGUGUUAGAAUAUUACAACACUUCACUAGGUAGUGUAUAUCUGAAAUUAUUUAUCACAAUUCUGAAACAAUGUUUCAAUUGUAUAAAAUACUACUUUUUCGUUUUAUCAAUGAAUUUGCUUUUGGAAAUGUGUCUGAUAUUUAGUAUUUUGUUGAGCAAAUGGUAUUCAGUAAGCACAAAUUUUUUUUGUGCACAUCGUCAAAUGUCCCUGCUCAAUUGUGAUUAAUUCAAGGGGAUUGGAUUCCAUUACUAUAUAAAAGCUGGAAAUUAUUUUUCAUAAUUUCUAAAAUUCAGAAAAUAAUACAGUGACUAUAUUGAUUUAUGAAUAUUUAUUAUAAGCCACUCACUUAUAUGCUAGUUUUAUUUUAUUUCAAUGUGUGUAUCUUGUCCUCAAUUAAGAAGUUUAAUGCUAAAACUGUUUUGUUUUCUUGAAUAUAG
Styela clava is the source of this 4254-nucleotide messenger RNA. RefSeq names its product islet cell autoantigen 1-like. Gene Ontology annotation, cellular component: Golgi apparatus. Gene Ontology annotation, molecular function: protein domain specific binding. Gene Ontology annotation, biological process: regulation of transport. The record is from RefSeq and is a predicted model, not a curated record. NCBI's taxonomy places the organism in Eukaryota, Metazoa, Chordata, Ascidiacea, Stolidobranchia, Styelidae.